AUGGCUUCAAACCGUUUUGGAUAUUUAUGUGAAAAAUCUUUACAUUUACAUCGUAUGAAUGAUUGUGAUGAUCUUAAUUUAUAUUAUCGAAAAUUUCUAAAUAAAUUAAGUAAGAUAUGUUUAAAAAUUUUCCUUCCAUUAUUACCAUUGAUUUAUCUAUUAUCAUUGUUUCUUUGCCGUUUAUUAUUACAUAAUCAAUUAAUAAUAAUAUUUGAUAUUCGUACAAUCAUUUUUUUAAUAUGCAUCUUUUUAACAUUCAUUUUAUUAUUUCUUAUACGUUUACAUACGAAAUGGAAAACACUUUGGUUUUUUACAAGAUGUUUUUUAAUAAUUCUGUUGAUCCUUCCAUUAAUUUUAACUUAUAAAACUGAACAAUAUCAUAUAUUACUUUCGACAAUAUCAAUAACACUUAUUUAUUCAUUAUUAACAUUUACAUUGAUACAAUCGUUCAUUAUUUGUUUGAGCAUAUCAAUAUUACAUGUAUGCCUUUUGUUAAAUCAAAAAAACCAAAUCCAAUGGAAUAGUUUAGAAUUUUUAUCCAUCGUUUUUUAUCAUUUUAUUAUUAAUAUAGCUGGUCUAUAUACAUAUAUUAGAUCAAUAAAACAUAUACGCGAACAUUUUCAUGCAUAUGAAAUUAAUUUAUAUGAGAAAAAUAAAUUAAAUGUUGAUUGUAAAAAGUUAAAUACAAUCAUUGGACAUUGCCAACAAGCACAACGUUUUAUUGGACGCAUGUCAAAAUUAUCCAGUGGGUUUAACACGAAGUAA
This is a messenger RNA of Rotaria socialis, 765 nucleotides long. The record is from the annotation of a GenBank genome assembly. NCBI's taxonomy places the organism in Eukaryota, Metazoa, Rotifera, Eurotatoria, Philodinida, Philodinidae.